AUGACCUUCCUGGCGCCCGGUCAGAACUUCCCAGCCUGGCUGACUAUGUUUCUGGGAGAGGUUCGUUCCAUCCGCAGUUUUAGAGGCCUGGACUGCGGCCGGGAGGAGAGGCACGGCGAUCGGCGGGCCUUUCUUAGCCCAGAAGGGGACGCGGGCGGCGGGAGCGGGCCGGGCGGCUUCCCCACCAACGUCAACACCCGGGGCGGGCCGAAACCCGGAAGUCAACAAAGGGAGCUGAGGCGGCGCGGCGGCCGCCACGGAGCAGGACGGGAGCCGCUGUCGGCGCGUCCGGCUCUGGAGUCGGAGGGGCUGCGCUUCCUGCACGUCACCGUGGGCUCCCUGCUGGCCGCCGACGGCUGGCGCCUGGUCUUGGGCUGCAUCCUCCUGGAGGCCGUCUUUCCGAAGCUCUCCGCCCGCCUGAGGGCCUCCGGGCAGAGGCAGCCGGCCCGGCGGCAGCUGCUGUGGCUCGAGGAAGAGAAACGGCAAGGGACGGACAGCAAAUGCAAGAGGGGAAAAGCUAGAGCGGCCAUACCAGCAAAGCCUCAGGAAGACAGCCCCGGGCCGUCUCCGUCCAGCCUCCUCCCCAAACGGCCAGCAGACACGGCCAGCAGACAGGAAGGAAGCCUCUCCCCCAUAGGGUUACAACGCUUUGUCCGGGGAAGGAGGGGGAGCCUGCGCCUGGAGACCUGGACGCCGAGGCCCAUCAUCUGGCGGAUGAGGCUAAGGCCUUGCCUGUGUCACCCGACAACCAAGCAAGCCCAGCCCUCCACCCCCCAAACCCCUUCAGUUGCCUCACGCGCUUUCUCAGUGACCCGGCCAGGGGGGGAACAUGGGGCUCGUUUCUGUUCUCCCCUGCCCGCUUCCCACAGCCCGAGUCGGCAACAGCGGGCCUCCCCCUCCAAAGGAGCCCCCGGAGCUCCCUGGUCCGUAAACAGGGGGACGACAUAAAGGAACGGGCCCCCUCACACCGUCCUUUGCUCCCAGGACAGGUCUGACAAGGUUGCGUCGAAUGACGUCCUUCCUUGUAAAUGGUGAAGCCACCACCAAGGAUUACCGAGGCUCCCAGCUGACGGGGUUUUUCCGUAAGGCCUGCUUCCAGGCACCGACCACCUUAUAGAAGGUAAUAAAGGUUUCAACGAGCAUU
Messenger RNA from Eptesicus fuscus (big brown bat), 1144 nucleotides. RefSeq lists its product as uncharacterized. Gene Ontology annotation, cellular component: Derlin-1 retrotranslocation complex; Derlin-1-VIMP complex; endoplasmic reticulum membrane. The record is from RefSeq and is a predicted model, not a curated record. NCBI's taxonomy places the organism in Eukaryota, Metazoa, Chordata, Mammalia, Chiroptera, Vespertilionidae. The coding region runs from base 1 to 948 and encodes 315 amino acids. The transcript is spliced from 7 exons. Gene Ontology annotation, biological process: endoplasmic reticulum unfolded protein response; retrograde protein transport, ER to cytosol.